AUGCGGCUGUUCAACGUCUCAACUUUGCUCCUGUUCUUCUUCAGCUCAGGGCUGGCUCUGCAGAUUCAGUGCUACCAGUGUGAGGAGAUGACACACGACUGCUCCACACCAGAGUUCAUCGUCAACUGCACCGUCAACGUGCAGGACAUGUGCCAGAAGGAGGUUCUGGUGAAGGAUGACGGGAUUCACUACCGCAAGUCCUGCGCCUCGUCAGGAGCCUGCCUCAUCGCUUCUUCUGGUUACCAGCAGUUCUGCACCGGCAAGCUCAACUCAGUGUGCAUCACCUGCUGUAACACUCCGCUGUGCAAUGGCCCACGCCAGAAGAAACGCCCGCAACCGUCGGCUGCCGUUACCCCGACCGCUCCGCAGCUCCCUGUGUUUUCCCUCUGCACCCUCCUCCUGCUGUCCACCCUGUGCUGA
Chelmon rostratus (copperband butterflyfish) is the source of this 420-nucleotide messenger RNA. RefSeq names its product ly6/PLAUR domain-containing protein 1-like. The coding region runs from base 1 to 420 and encodes 139 amino acids. Lineage: Eukaryota; Metazoa; Chordata; Actinopteri; Chaetodontiformes; Chaetodontidae. Gene Ontology annotation, molecular function: acetylcholine receptor inhibitor activity. The transcript has 3 exons. Gene Ontology annotation, biological process: acetylcholine receptor signaling pathway. The record is from RefSeq and is a predicted model, not a curated record.